Molecule: messenger RNA, 2338 nt
Organism: Phyllopteryx taeniolatus (common seadragon)
Lineage: Eukaryota; Metazoa; Chordata; Actinopteri; Syngnathiformes; Syngnathidae
Product: E3 ubiquitin-protein ligase RNF182
Exons: 6
Coding region: 342-1385 (347 amino acids)
Source: RefSeq, a predicted model, not a curated record
UGUGCGUGUCGUCAUCCACCCCCUUGCCGUUGCCAUGGUAACCCGGGAUCCCGCGCGCGCCGCCGACGCCGCCGCAGUGAGUCACCGACGCGCGCGCGCGCCACCGCGCUGCCCGAGCGAUCGUCGAGAUGACGUGACGGACGACGCCGUCGAGCGAUCGAUGACGUCAGCAUCCUGCAGCGAUUGACUGACAACUGUCAACAAGUCGUCCGUGCACGCGCAGCAGUACACGCGCAUGGAUGUUGAUCCACGAGAGUAUCGCCAUGACGACCGAUGUUUGACAGACGGCCGAGCGUCUCCGUCUCCACGUCGGACGGCGUCGCCGGGAAGUGACCAAUAGGAUGAUCCCGCCCGAGCAGGAGAUGGAGGGCGAGGUGCGGACGUGGGCCGAGUCGCUGGUGGUGACGCUGGACGAGCUGGAGUGUAAAAUCUGCUACAACCGCUACGACGCUCGCGGCCGCAAACCCAAACUUCUGGCGUGUCUGCACCGAGUGUGCGCCAAGUGUCUCAAGAGGAUGGUGGACGUGGGCGAGUCGUCGCCGUCCGCCGUCAGCUGCCCUUUCUGCCGUCACCAGACUCUCGUCCCCGAAGAAGAGGUGACGCGCCCGCCCGUCUUCUUCUUCUUCUCGUGUGCCGCGACGCCAAUGAACGCCGCUUUUCUCCUUUUGUUUCGGGCGGUCGGAGGUGUGGCUGAUGGAGGACGACCGUCACAUCCUGGCGGUUCUGUCGUGUCAGGACCGAGCUCGGCGAGGAGGAGGCCGACACGGAGAAGUUCUGCUCAGUCCCGACUCGCUGACAGGUGCAGAGCGUGCGCAUCGUCCUUCCGAGCGCCUGGUGAUCACCAUCGUGGAGCUGCCGGCCCAGUCGCCGUCUUCGGACUCUCUGAGCGCGCUGAACGCGCUCACGUUGUACCGGGACUCGCCGGCCCGCGAGCUUCCCGCCCGCAAGUGCGGCUCCUGGACGUCCCGCCAUUUCCCCCGCUGCCUGCUGGGGGCGCUGUGUCUGGUGUACUUCAGCUCUCUCCCCGUGGGCAUCUACCUGCUGAUGAUGGCGCACACGUGGCCGGGCGUGGUUCUGGUCAGCCUGGUCCCGUCCACGCUGCUUCUGCUGGCGGUCUACGGCUUCUGCCGCUGUCUGUGCCACGAGCUCCUGGAGGCGCUCGCCGCUCGUUGCCGGGACGACGGCGCCGUAGCCAUCGCGUCCGCCGCCGACGACUAGGACGCGUCCGCCGCGACCUCGAGCGAGCGGACGAACACCUCGCGGGGGCCUCCCGCUCGGCGGCCAAUCAGAGACGCACGGAGACAUCUCAUGACAUGGGGAAAAAAAAAAAACUAAUCUCGAAAUUUUGGCUAUACUGUAAAUAUAAGAUGCGCACAAAAUACUGAUUUGUGCGUGGCCACGUCUGCUACGUUGCUAGCAUGAGUUGUUUGCAAUGGAGAGUCACUAACACGAAAUUGUUUGAUUUGUACAGCCAAUGCAAAUCCAAAACAGGCCAUGAAUGGACUUUUCAAAUUCUGCAUCACUGCUGAAUCCUGAAGCCCAAGCUAACAGGUCAGCGCGAGGCUGCACGGCAAAUGAUUGACACCUCGUCGGUCAUGCCCUCUCUCUCUCUGUGGGUUGAUCUUCCUCAGACACGGUGGUUUCUAUUAAUAAUAAUAAUAAUAAAAAAUGUAAAAGAACUCUGCAAACUUUUUAAUUAUGAUGUGCACUCAAAAUACAAAUGAAUAAUAUGAAGAUGAUUCGUGGAGAGUUGAGUCAGCGAACGGAGCGCACCUUCGAUACGAACGGCAAAGGUGCGCUCCGUUUUGAAUUUCAUGCGAGUAUUUGGUGCGUUUGGUAUAUUUCUUGUCAUGUCGUGUCUGCGGCGAACUUUUAGGACGACAGCAAGUACACGGUCAGUGUUUUUGUGUGUCUGAGCCACCCCUUAAAUACGCUGCUAGCCUAGCUUAGCAUUUAGAUGGCAGGGAGCGAGGUGUUAGCUUAGCAUUAAAACCAAAAGACAGUGGACCCCGCUAUUCAAAAUGGUCAGUUUAAAACGCACGAGGAAUUUGUCUCCGGUCGUUUUUGCCGCUCGAGUACGGCAGCAAUCGAGCCGCGAGAAUAAAAUAUGCUUUCACGGCAUACACAGGUAAGCGUUAAGGGACCCAAAAAGAAGGUUUUUUUUUUUUUUUUUUUUUUUUAAAUCGGAAUUUCAUUCUGCCAAAUAUCAGAAAUGGCAUCGGCUUCAAAAACUCGGAAGACGUACAAUGAGUCAUUAUGCAAUUUCGAGUGUCGAGUGGUGUGGGAAUACUGAUGAAUAACGACAAAUUUGCAAAUCAUGCAGAGUGACGAAGCUCCA